This is a messenger RNA of Phlebotomus argentipes, 2967 nucleotides long. RefSeq names its product REST corepressor 1 (gene CoRest). Gene Ontology annotation, cellular component: histone deacetylase complex; transcription regulator complex. Lineage: Eukaryota; Metazoa; Arthropoda; Insecta; Diptera; Psychodidae. The record is from RefSeq and is a predicted model, not a curated record. Gene Ontology annotation, biological process: negative regulation of DNA-templated transcription; regulation of transcription by RNA polymerase II. The transcript has 12 exons. Gene Ontology annotation, molecular function: transcription corepressor activity. The coding region runs from base 141 to 1919 and encodes 592 amino acids.
CCCAAGUUGUCUUUUGAAUCGCACUUGCAGGCAGAAAGCUCCGCCGAGAAAUCACCAGUUUCACCGGAUUUUUCCCAAAUUUCCUCUCAGUGAAAAACCCAUCGCAAGUGGUUGAGAAGCGCCCCAGGAACGCGUUGGACAUGGUGCUGGUCGAGAGGAACGCCGAGAGUGUGCGGAAUGGUGGGCGAAGAUCUCGCGGACCGAGCCCCAACGGUCAUGUUGGCUCGCCAGAGUCCAGCUCGGAUGACGAGAAUUCGGCCUCCAAGAAAAUCGGAAAGUCCCUGAAGAAGUCGAGCGAGUACGAAGCCGAGAAGAUUCGUGUCGGGCGCGACUACCAGGCGGUGUGUCCGGAACUGGUGCAGCCACUCGAGCGGAAGAUGGACCAGCUGAACGACAGGGCGCUGCUCGUGUGGUCGCCGACAAAGGAUAUCCCCGAUGCGAAAUUGGAGGAGUACAUCACGGUGGCGAAGGAGAAGUACGGGUACAAUGGUGAGCAGGCUCUGGGGAUGCUGUUCUGGCACAAGCACGAUCUGGCGCGGGCGGAAUCCGACCUGGCCAAUUUCACACCCUUCCCCGACGAGUGGACAGCCGAGGACAAGGUGCUGUUCGAGCAGGCAUUCCAAUUCCAUGGCAAGAGCUUUCAUCGCAUCCGACAGAUGCUGCCGGACAAGUCAAUUCCGAGCCUCGUGAAGUACUACUAUUCCUGGAAAAAGACGCGGAGUCGCACCAGUGUGAUGGACCGCCAGGAGAAGAUCAAGAAGAAUGAGAGUUCGGAGAAUGGCAGCGAAAAUGGGAGCAACGAGGAGUCAGAUAGCGAUGAGAAGAAGUGGCCCAUUCACCGCGGCAUUCACAGGGCGAGCGGAUCACCGCCGAGAAUCAAAGAUGAUCAGGUAUCAAGUUCAGCGGGAAGUCUUCAGGCGUCAACAUCUGCAAUAUGCAACAUAAAUUCAAAUAAUACUGGAAAUGACACCAAUAAUGAUGUGCAAGACACAAAGGGUGGUUCACUUCCUAAUACUUCAUCAUCGCCGUCCACAAACGCGUCCUCCUCACUGUCCUCAACCACUGGUGGUUGUGGUGGAUGUGGUGUUCCGUGUAAUCACGUGAAUAGCACGCCACAGGGCAAAUUAUGCAACAGUUGCUAUCAUCACUGGAGACGUACUGGCAAUUUGCGUCCGACGACGGGCCCUUCGUGUUUUGGAAAGCGGUCAAAAAACAGUCAUGAUAAGCAUAAACGUAAACCACCGCGUGGUAUGCACAUAAAUCACGAUGAUAUUGUUGCAUUGGCCAAUCCAGAUAAUGAUCAAGCGAAUCGCAAUGACGAACUUCUAGCGACUAUGGAUAGAGAAAUCGUGUCGCUUUGGUGUCAAAUUCAGCAAAAUAAGCAGACGGUGAGUUCGCUAAAGAGGAAAAACUCGGACUCGGCUGAGGAUUUGCGACCUGCAGAGUGCAUGAGCAAGAUAAACUCACGGUGGACGAAUGAGGAGCUCCAUUUGGCGGCACAGGGUAUCAGGAAAUAUGGGAAGGACUUCCAGGCGAUAGCCGAGACGAUUGGUACCAAGACUGCUGCUCAGGUGCGUCUGUUCUUCGUCAACUAUCGCCGCAAAUACAAUCUGGAUGGGGCGAUGAAGGAGUUUGAGGCUGAAAAUACGCAACAGCACGAUGCGACAUCGAUUAUGGGCUCGGCGACAUUCAGUAAAUCCAACGGACAGCAAUUCAGUGAGGAUGUCAUGGAGAUUGAUAUCGAUGACGAUUCGAUGGAAAAUAAGAAGGAGAAGGAGUUGGAAGUUACUACAAUUACAUGCGAUGAUGUGGGGAAGAUUGACAUCGAUACAAAUAUUUUGCAGGGCAAAGAGGCAACGCCCAUUCUGAGGGAGAAUAUUUUACCAACUGAUUCGGGGAGCAACGCAACCACCAAAUAAAUGAAACAAACACACCCUGUAUUUCAAAACGAUAUUCUAAUGUAGUUAUUUGGCUACUUUAAGACUUCUUCAGACAAUUUUUCCUCGUUGAAAUUAGGAGAAAAAUGAGCGCAACAGUGUUUGCCUUUCUUUUUCAUCAAUAUUUUUUCAUCUCAAAGUAGUAUACAAGUAAAAUAUAUAUAACGAUUCGAUUUAGAGUGCUUAUUUAUUUGGCUUUUCCAAUGACUGUAUGAAUUUUCGCGUGGAGUGAAUCUGUAUAGAUGUUUAUACAUUUAUUAUUAUAUUUUUAAUUGAAAUAGACAAAGAAUAUAAGUUUUUCCUUUUAUUCGAGUUUAUGGUCUCAUAAGCAUCAAUUUGCCAAUGUACUUUUGGUUGUCGCUGGAUCUACACCAUGAGUAUUGAAAUACUAUAAUAAACCAUUUAUAUUUUCCUUCUUUUUAUUAGGUAUACGCUUCAUUAUGAAUUAGGUUUUAGUUCAUAGAGAUGAGAUACGUAUUUCUUGUAUUUAUAAGGCUAAAUAUUAGAUAUCAUGAGCUAUUUAAGAUUAGGCUAUAUGUAGGAAUCGUAAGUUAAGUAGAAUUACACGGUAAUUGCAAAGACAUGUUUAGGUCAAACCAAUAUUGAAGAUAAUUGUAAAAUUGCGCGAGUUUACAACGGCAUUUUUGGUUGCAUCCAAAGAUGCAAACCACACAAGAAAGAUAGUGUUGAAGAGAGAGAGAGAGUUUAUUUUGAAAGCCGUCCUGGAAGUUGAUGCGCGUGUUGGUGGGCAAAUGUGACUUUUCUUCUCACUUUGUUCGCAAGCAUGUUGCCAAUAAAGUAGACACGAAGAAUCACUAAAAAUAGCACAUUUAGAAUUCCAUCAUAUAGAUAAAAGAAGGGAGAAUGAGAAGAAAUUGUUCAUGAAUAUGCCAACAGGAUUAAUGUUAUAACACUAAAUCACUUGUGUAAUGAAUUUAAUUUUUUCUCUCCUCUAAAAUUGCAUAUACUAUAUAUACUGCUAUUUACUUCUAAUUAAAUUACAAUUAUGAAUAAAAAACUCUAUCAGCAU